AUGGAGAAGGUCACCGAAGCCUUGCAAAAGGCCGCCAUUGGCGGCGGCGAUAAGAAGCCAAAGAAGGAGAAGAAAGCCCCGGCAGCGGCAGCGGCCGCCGACACUGGCCCUCUCGAGAUGCAGCCAGCCCCGGCCUUCCUACAGGAGCGCCUCGAUUUGUUCGACCGAUUGUACCAGGAGCAGCAAGAAGAACUCGCCAAGAAGCCCCGCGAUGAGAUCUUGAUUACCAUGCCCGACGGCACCGUCAAGCCCGGUAAAGCAUACGAGACCACCCCAGCCGACAUCGCCAAGGGCAUCUCCAACAGCUUGUACAAGCGUACCGUUGUCGCAAGGAUAGAUGGGGAGCACCUGUGGGAUAUCGAGCGCCCAAUUGAGAAAAGCUGCAAGCUGGAACUGCUCGACUUCAACGACGAUCAGGGCAAAUUUGUUUUCUCGGUCGAUAAUGGAUUCUACUACGAAAUGGCUCUGCCAGGCGGCGCUGCUGUGCAGUCUACUGAUUGGGCGCCCCUCGAGAGCAUCGUCACCAAGAUUGUGAAGGAGAAGCAGCCCUUCCAGAGACUGGAAAUGAGCAAAGAGAACCUACUCAAGAUGUUCGCCUACAACCCCUACAAGGUUCACAUCAUCAAUGACAAGAUUGCGGAUGGCACAAGAACCACCGUUUACAGGAACGGCCCCCUAAUCUUCCUUGGCGAUGCCAACAACGACUCUCUGCAGCGUAUCUACGGCGUGUCUUUCCCUGACAAGAAGCAGAUGGCCGCUCACAAGAAGUUCCUCGAGGAGGCUGCCAAGCGCGAUCACCGUUUGAUCGGGAAACAGCAGGAGCUCUUUUACUUUGAGGAGUCCUCGCCAGGUUCCGCGAUGUGGCUGCCACACGGAAUGCGCAUCAACAACGCUAUCAUGGACUACAUUCGUGAAGAGUACUGGAAGCGGGACUACGACGAAGUCAUGACCCCCAACAUGUUCAAUGUCUCCCUCUGGGAGCAAUCGGGUCACUUGGCUCACUACAAAGAGGACAUGUUCCUGCUUGAUGUGGAUAAGGAACAAUUUGGCCUCAAGCCCAUGAACUGCCCUGGUCACAAGGAGUUGCCGCUGCGCCUUGCCGACUUUGGCGUCCUUCAUCGGAAUGAGGCCAGCGGUGCACUGAGCGGCCUCACAAGAGUGAGGCGGUUCCAGCAAGACGAUGCCCAUAUCUUCUGCCGCGAGGACCAGAUCAAAGAGGAGGUCGCCGAUCUCUUCGACUUCAUGAGCUCUUUCUAUGGCAUGCUGGGUCUCACAUUCAAGCUGAAGCUGUCCACUCGCCCGGACAAGUUCAUGGGUGAGAUUUCGACCUGGGAUAGCGCUGAGGCCCGCCUCAAGGAAGCCCUCAAUGAGUUUGCUGCUGCAAACGAGGGUGUCACUUGGGAGCUCAACGCUGGUGAUGGCGCCUUUUAUGGGCCUAAGGUCGAUAUCGCUGUCCUGAGGCAAUGGCAAUGCGCCACCAUUCAACUUGACUUUCAGCAGCCUAUCAACUUCUCUCUUGAGUACCAGACUGCGGAGAGCGUGCAGAAGGACAAGAAAGACGCGGCUCCGGCCCCGGCUCCGGCCCCGGCCCCAGUCCCCGCCCCAGUGCCCGACGGUACCGCCGAGGAGAAGAAGGACGGAAGGGAGAAGAAGAAGCCACUCCUCGUCAAGAAGCCGCUUGCGCCUGGCUGUGCGCGACCGGUCAUGAUCCACCGCGCGAUGGCUGGCAGCAUUGAGCGUUUCACCGCUAUUCUAGCCGAGCAUUUUGCUGGCAAGUGGCCGUACUGGAUGUCUCCGCGUCAAGUUAUUGUCAUCCCGGUCGGCAUGGGCUUCUUGGGCUACGCUAAGGAGGUGGCUGCACUUCUGAAGAAGGAGCGCUUCCACGUUGAUGUCGAUAGCAGCGGCAACACCCUCCAGAAGAAGAUCCGCAACGGCCAGCUGGCUCAAUAUAACUUCUGCUUCGUGGUUGGUGACGACGAGAUGCGCAACCGCAAGGUCAACAUCCGCUACCGCGAUGACACCUCGACGCAGGCGAGAGACGUGCCCGUCGACCUGGAGGAUGCGAUCGAAAAGCUGCGCAAGCUCAAGGCCGACCGGGGGAUGUACAACCCCUUCCCUCACAAGAAGGAGGAGGAGGCGAAGAAGGCUUAG
Messenger RNA from Chaetomium globosum CBS 148.51, 2151 nucleotides. RefSeq lists its product as uncharacterized. Gene Ontology annotation, molecular function: ATP binding; threonine-tRNA ligase activity. Bases 1 to 2151 code for a protein of 716 amino acids. Gene Ontology annotation, biological process: threonyl-tRNA aminoacylation. The record is from RefSeq and is a predicted model, not a curated record. Lineage: Eukaryota; Fungi; Ascomycota; Sordariomycetes; Sordariales; Chaetomiaceae. The transcript is spliced from 10 exons. Gene Ontology annotation, cellular component: cytoplasm.